Molecule: messenger RNA, 794 nt
Organism: Amphimedon queenslandica
Lineage: Eukaryota; Metazoa; Porifera; Demospongiae; Haplosclerida; Niphatidae
Exons: 2
Coding region: 274-744 (156 amino acids)
Source: RefSeq, a predicted model, not a curated record
CGGGAUUUUAAAGACAUGGUGUUAUGAACAUUCUUGUUUCUGGCUGCAGAAGGAUAUUUGCUGUUAGAUUCUACUGCAUUAAGACUCCACUACCACCUCCACCGACCACCUGUUGUAUGAGUGGAUGUCAGAAUUGUGUAUGGAUAAAAUACGCCCAGGAAAUAUUGUCCAUUUAUAAAGACACAGAGAAAGUGAGCAAGGAAGUACUGGAUAAUAUCACUGACCCGAGUCUUAGAGCAUUCCUACAAAUAGAACUGAAACUGAAACUUAAAAAUGACUCCGACUAAGACAGCACCGAAUGAUAGCACAAAGACAAAGAAGAGGGGGAAGAGAGGAGGAAGGAAAGGGAGUCGAAGUGGAAAGGUCAAAAAGAAGAAGGCUGGUGGUGGUGGUAAAGCCACACCUCCUGUUCCGGAAGAAAUAAAGUCAGAAAUUGCACUGAAGUAUCUUCGUCAGUGGUCGACUGAUAGGGACAGCUGGAUGUUUAAAAAGAAACUGCAAUUCUGGCUGAUAAAGAAUAUUUAUAAUAAAGAGAAGAUCGGAAAAGCAGAUUUUAAGAUACUCCUUCAGUAUUUGGAGGGUCUUCAAGGUUCUCAUAGAGCUCGUUUGACUCAAGAGGCUGAAGAGAUUGUGAAGAAGUUUACCAGCAGCAAAGAUGACAAAACCAAGGAUAGUACUCUUGAUGAAACCAAGGACAGAAAGCAGUGCAAAAGAGCUCAGAGAAUAAUCAAACAUUUAUCAUGAAAUCACAUCCUUUUUCUUAAAUAGUUAUAUAAUUAUUAUUUAAAAAUAAA